AUUCCAGGAAGCGUCAACAUGUAGGCGUCUGGGAGCAGUUUGGUAGUUAUUAUCUUUACUUUGGAGGAUAGAAGGAACACAAUAACAGAUUUGAUCAUGGAGGGAACGUCCAAACCUGAUGCUGCAGCUCAGCCAUCUGUCGCUGCUCAGGUUCCUUUCAUUCACUUGUGCAACACUUUAGAGAAAAUCCAGAGGGCCAAAGUCCGUCCAGAAAAAUCAAAGAUCCUUCGAGAUUUUAUUGAGUCGUGGCGGAAUUUUCAUUCAGCCCUCCACAAAGAAAACCUCAAAACUACAGACUCCUUCUAUCCUUCCAUGCGCCUCAUAGUUCCCUCUUUUGAGCGAGAACGAAUGGCGUAUGGCAUCAAAGAGAGCAUGCUGGCUAAGCUCUACAUUGAUGUGUUAGGCCUCCCAAAGAAUGGCCCAGAGGCCAACAAACUACUGAACUAUCGCGCGCCGACCACAUCCCAAGGAGAAGCUGGAGACUUUGCUGGCAUGGCAUACUUUGUGCUAAAGAAACGAUGCACCAGCCAAGGAAACCUCAGCAUCAAAGAGGUCAACGACUUCCUGGACUCGGUGGCCAUCAACAACGCUGGCAAGAAGAAGGAUCUUGUGAAAAAGAGUCUGCUGCAUCUCAUCACCCAGAGCUCAGCUCUUGAGCAAAAGUGGCUCAUCAGGAUGAUUCUGAAGGACAUGAAGCUCGGGAUCAGCAAGGAAACCGUCCUCCAAGUCUUCCACCCAGACGCUGCUGAGCUCUACAAUGUCAACACUGACCUGAACAAGGUGUGCCAGCAGCUCCACAACCCCUCCGUGUCCUUAAGUGAAGUCUCUAUUGGGCUUUUCUCUGCCUUUAAGCCGAUGUUGGCAGCUGUGGCUAACAUCCGCAACGUGGAGAAGCAGAUGGGCAACAGUGCUUUUUACAUCGAGACCAAACUGGACGGGGAGCGCAUUCAGCUGCACAAGGACGGGGAUGUGUACAAGUACUUCAGCCGAAAUGCUCAUGACUACACGCAGUCGUUUGGAGGAUCGCCACUGGAGGGAUCACUGACGCCGUACAUUCACAACGUCUUUAAAAGCAACGUCGUGAGCUGCAUCCUGGACGGUGAGAUGAUGGCGUACAACCCGACGGCGGAGACCUUCAUGCAGAAAGGGAGCAAGUUCGACAUCAAGAGGCUGAUGGACGACUCCGAGUUACAGACGUGCUUCUGCGUGUUCGACGUGCUGUUGAUCAACGGCCAGAAGCUCGGCAAGGAAACGCUGAAGAAACGCUACGAGAACCUUCAGACAGUUUUCACCCCAGUCAAGGGACGGAUACAUGUGGUGCCAAAGACCGAAGCCAGAACCAUGCAGGAGGUGGUGAACGCCCUCAAUGAUGCUAUUGACAACAGAGAGGAGGGCAUCAUGGUGAAGGAUCCUUCAUCUAUCUACAAGCCUGACAAGCGGGGCGAAGGAUGGCUGAAGAUAAAGCCCGAAUAUAUGGACGGCUUGAUGGACGAGCUCGACCUGCUGAUUGUUGGCGGCUACUGGGGGAAAGGGAGACGUGGUGGGAUGAUGUCCCAUUUCUUAUGUGCUGUUGCUGAAGCUCCAAAGCCUGGCGAGAAGCCUUCAGUUUUCCACACUCUCUGCCGCAUUGGCUCCGGCUACACCAUGAAAGAGCUGUAUGACCUCGGUUUAAAGCUCGCCAAGCACUGGAAGGUCUACCGCAAAAACGACCCACCGGCAUCCAUCCUGUGUGGAACAGAGAAACCGGAAGUCUACAUCGAACCCUGCAACUCCGUCAUCAUCCAAGUCAAGGCUGCAGAGAUAGUGGGAAGCGACAUGUACAAGACCAACUGCACCCUGCGCUUCCCCCGCAUCGAGAAGAUCCGAGACGACAAGGAUUGGCACCAGUGCAUGACCCUGGCAGAGCUGGAUCAGUUCCGCAGCAAGGCGUCUGGGAAACUCGCCUCGCGGCACCUCCACAUCGACGGCGACGAACCGCAGAAGAAGAAGCGCAAGCUGCCAGCCAAACCCAAGAGGGUGGUCGGGGUCAUCGACCACUUCAAGCCUCAGGACCUCUCCGGGGUUACCAAAGAGACGGAUAUGUUUGAGGACGUGGAGUUCUGCAUCCUGAAUGGCACCGAGGAUCACCCCAAGUCUGAGCUGGAAAAGGGCGUGGCCAGGUGUGGAGGUAUCAUUGUUCAGAACCCAGGACGGGACACCUACUGCGUGAUCGCUGGCGUGGAGAACAUGCGUGUGAAGAACCUGAUUUCAUCCAACCAGCACGACAUCGUUUGGGCCACCUGGCUGCUGGAGUGCCUGGACCAGAAGGAAGUGGUUCCAUGGCAACCCCGCCACAUGAUCCACAUGUCGCCCUCCACCAGGGAGCACUUCGCCAAGGAGUACGACAGCUUCGGCGACAGCUUCUUCGUGGACACGGACGAGCAGCAGCUGCGGGAGGUGUUCGGCCGGAUCGGCAGCGAGGACGCAGCGGCGGCCGUGAACGUCGGGCAGGUGGAGGAGCGCUACAGCUGGAGCGAUCUUCCCACCAGCAUGUUUAGACCCUUCACCGUCUACAUGGACAACUUCGCCGACAUAGGAGAUCCUACAAGUGCCAUAGCUGCCUCCUGUCUGGACAUCAGGGCGCUGGAGGUCCGCUACCACGGAGGGACGGUGGUGCAGAAGUUGGAGGAAGGAGUUUCGCAUGUCGUCAUCGCAGAGGAAAGCAGACUUCUGGAUUUAAGGACUCUGAGGCGCUGCUUUAGGAAGAAGUUUAAGAUCGUCAGCGACACGUGGGUGACGGAUUCAAUCGAAGCAGGUUAUCUGAUGAACGACACCGACUACUUGGUUUAAGGAGUCUCCUGGAGGUGCACAGAGUUUUACUGAACACUGGACAGAAAUCCUCUUUUAGCAUUUUAAUUAAGUCCUGAUAAGAUAAGUAACAAACUAUUUAAUUUUAAAAGUUGGAAAAUGCAGAGGAUGUUAGUUCUCAGGGUGAUGAUGACUGAGUGAGUUUUAUCUUUGUGUUCUCAGUGACGAAGGUUGCUUGUUUUAAACGAACUAUCUGCUGUAAAAAUCCAAAAAGCAAUGAUUGGUUUUUCAAAUUUUGAAAUGCAUUAUGAAGUAUUCAGAUACUAUUUUCACAUUUUUCCCCUUCAAGCCUUCAUCUGUGCAGUUAUUGAAACAUUUUUUGGAAUAGAAAAGGAGAUUUUUUAUUUUGCUAAAAAUGGAAGGUUUAAUUCAAGCAACUCUGAGCAUAAUAAUAGUGAAUAAUCAGCAUUAGUGGGCAGCAAUACUUCACCAUAAUAACCUCUCCAUUGUAAAAGGGCACUCUAGUUAUUAAGUAGGAGGACUUGUUAGAUUUAGAAAAUAAAGCUAAAAAUUAAAGCAACAGAGAUAUUUUGGCUUCCCAUAAUACAACUGCAAAUGUCUUUAAUUGGAUGCUUCUGGCCCCCAAAUACUCUUUUGUUUUUUUAAACCUAACAUCUUCACCUAAUACUCAAGCUAGUUUAGGCUUAAGUUAGCUCAGAUUUUUUAAAACUCAAAUUAACACUAAACUUUAAGGUAAAGUUAACCCAGACUUUAUUAAAGCUCACAUUGUCUUUUAUUUUUAGGCUUAAGUCAACUACUAUUUUU
Molecule: messenger RNA, 3612 nt
Organism: Stegastes partitus (bicolor damselfish)
Lineage: Eukaryota; Metazoa; Chordata; Actinopteri; Pomacentridae
Gene: lig4
Product: ligase IV, DNA, ATP-dependent
Exons: 3
Coding region: 97-2829 (910 amino acids)
Biological process (GO): immunoglobulin V(D)J recombination; nucleotide-excision repair, DNA gap filling; DNA biosynthetic process
Cellular component (GO): DNA-dependent protein kinase-DNA ligase 4 complex; DNA ligase IV complex
Molecular function (GO): DNA ligase (ATP) activity; ATP binding; DNA binding
Source: RefSeq, a predicted model, not a curated record